CGAGGGCAGCGCCGACGGCGAUGUACGUUGAGGUGGAUAGUCGCAAUCAUGCCACCACCCUGACGCACGUUCCCGUAUCCACGGUGCGUGUACGUCGACGACGCAGAGGUGGAAAACCGAGCCGGAGCCUCCGCAAUAAAACGAAUCUCGCGGGGCAUAGUAUACCUGUUUUAUUGCGGAACGACACGCGAGAACCGGAAGUGACAGGAAGUGUAGAAGAGUUGAGAACAAGAGAAGACAACUUUACAGCGACGACCAGCGUGACACGAUCAUCGUACAACGACCACGACGAGGAUAGGCAGUGAACGAUCGAAAAGGAAGAAGGACCAGGGUCGAGUAGAGCCAGAGACCGGUGCGCAACGGUGGAGAGUAACAGAGGAAGCAACGAUCGACGCGUCCACGGUGGCCCAUCGAUGCCGGAGCGUCGAGACGCCACAUCACGGCACGAGGUCCGUUGGUGGUACGCGUAAAACGAGAAGAACCGUGGAGGUGGAAGGAAGGAAGGAUGACGGAGCAACGUUCAGCAGGGAGACGAGGCGCGUGCGAUUUUUGGUAACGGGUCAGCGCGACGACACUAACGAAGACGACGAAGACGAAGACGACGAUAAGGAGCACGACAACCACAACGAUUACGACUACGACCACAAUCACGACGAGGAAGAAAAAGAAAAAGGCAAAGAUUACGACGUGGGUGGUGGGGAAACAAGUUGGUGGUGGAGGAGGAGGAGGUGGUGGAAGACUAGAAAGUGGUGUUAAGAGAUGCAGCAACAGCCAGCGCCAAACGGGGUGGCAGGUGGUGCUGAAUUGCCUCAAACAGGUGGCAUAAGCACUGCCCAACCUGGAGCGACAGGUACCGCCACGGCGGCGUCUAAUCGUGCCCAGGUUAACGGUGGCAGAUUCGAUUUCGACGAUGGCGGCACCUACUGCGGCGGUUGGGAAGAUGGAAAAGCUCAUGGACACGGCGUAUGUACGGGACCCAAGGGCCAAGGUGCAUACUCUGGUAGCUGGCACUUUGGUUUCGAGGUCUCCGGUGUCUACACCUGGCCUAGUGGAUCGGUUUACGAAGGCCAGUGGCAGAAUGGGAAACGCCACGGUCUGGGCAUGGAAACCCGUGGACGGUGGAUUUAUCGCGGCGAAUGGUCUCAAGGAUUCAAGGGUCGAUACGGUGUCAGACAAUCGACCACGUCCACGGCGAGGUACGAGGGCACGUGGGCGAGUGGACUUCAGGAUGGAUACGGUUCAGAGACCUACGCGGACAGCGGCACGUAUCAAGGUCAGUGGUACCACGGCAUGCGGCACGGCUAUGGCGUGAGAGCGAGUGCUCCGUUUGGUUUGGCGAGUCAUUACAAACCGUCAAAGCACGUCAGGGCUUCCUUAACGUCUCUGAGGAGCGCGGACGAUGGCGGAGCAGUGGCACCAACACCAGAACCGACCGACAGAAGGGAUCGUCGUGUCGGUGACAGUAGGGGUGGUUUCGUGUUAAAAGCUAGAAGCGACAAUCCACCAGCAAGGAGAAAGAGUCUCACGGAGAAAUCCUUGAAGAAGGGCAUUCUUUCGGGACUGAAGAUUCGAAAGCAAAGAAGUACAGGUGAUCUAGAGAAACAUGGUACUGGGGGCAGUAUUAGGAGUAAUGCUAGCUCAGCAUCGUGGAUGUCGACAGAAAGCUCGCAGAGUCAGGCUUCGGCAUCUGUUCAUACGGACAGCAAUGCGUCCUUCGUCAUCGAGGACGAACAAAUGGACGCCUCGGUGACCGAGACGUACCUCGGCGAGUGGAAGAACGACAAGAGGACAGGCUUCGGUAUAUCGGAGCGUAGCGAUGGCUUGCGAUACGAGGGUGAAUGGUUCAAUAAUCGAAAGUACGGAUACGGUGUGACAACGUUCCGCGAUGGCACCAAGGAAGAGGGCAAGUACAAGAACAACGUGUUGAUCACCAGCCAGAAGAAGAAGCAUCUGUUCCUUAUCAGAUCGGCCAAGUUCCGUGAGAGGAUAGAGGCUGCGGUGAAUGCGGCUCAAAGGGCGAGCAAGAUCGCUCUUCAGAAGGCGGAUAUAGCGAUCUCGAGAACAGCCACUGCGCGAGGAAGAGCCGAGUUGGCGGAUGCAGCUGCCGAGCAAGCGAGAGAAGAUUCGGAACUGGCUCAGCAGACGGCGAAGCAAUUUGCGCCGGACUUCCGACAACCUGGACUCGAGAGAUUACGUAACAGGGAGAUACCGAAGUACGUGCCACCACCUCAGGACAGUAUUCCAGCGAAGAGUAUUCUUCACAAGGGGGGCAGCGUGGAUCAACCUAGCUCUACGCCUAUGAAGAACCAGACCUCGGAAACAACGUCGGGAACAACUACGUCAGCGACAACCACGGCAAGUAACGUGAUGCAGUCGAUUAGAAGAGCCAGCAUGAAGCCGCAGAGCCAAUUGUCGCAAAAUCAACUGUUGAGCAAUCAAUUGCCACAAAAUCAGCUACCGCAAAAUCAGUUACCGCAGAAUCAGCUAUCACAGAGCGAGCUAGCGAAUCAGGUGACCCCAGCUCAACUGGUGAACCAGCUACCUCUGAAUCAAUUGAACCAGACUACCUUGAGCGGUCAAAAUCUUUAUCAAACGCAAUACCCUCAAUCGAUGGCUCAGAAUCCUAUUCAACAGUAUCCUAACAGUAUACCGAAUCAGUAUCAGCCAAUGAGUCAGUUCCAGGGAGGGCAAUACGCUCCGCAGAAUCAGUACCCUGUUCAAGGUAGUCCCUAUAAUCAGCCUCAAUAUCAACCUAUGAAUCCACCUCAGGGCGAUCAGUAUUUGUACCAACAACAGCAGCAAGUUGGACCACACGCGUAUCAGAAUAUGCAAGGUUAUCCUAGUCAGCAGGUAAUAACACAUUAAGUAGAUUACUAGAUCUUCUUUUCGAUUAAACUGUGUAGGUUAUAUAAUUUUGUGCAUAUAUAUCAAUCCUGUUCAAUUUCUUUUUAGACGUUACCGAAUCAAUAUGGGCUAAGUCAAAUGAAUCAAUACAACUCCCAGCAAAUAUAUGGGGAAUCGCAACAGCAGCAAUUACCACCCCAAUCACAAACCCAAAUUCCACAACAAUACGAGCCUGAUGGCGACGCAAAACGACCACCGAGUUCUACGAGUAUACGAAGAAACAGCAGGGUUUUAUCUCCCCAGGAUCGACCCAAUACCAUUGGGCAAACGCUGAACGACAGGCUAGAUCAUUAUAAGAGGCCGCCCAGUCGUGAUAGUUCCGUAGAUCGAUACGCUAGAGCGCAUUCCCGAUUGACUGGAUCGAGACAGCCGUCCGUCGAUAAAUCCGUCACGAAUCCAUCCCUAGAUAUGCUCGACAGAUCUAUGAGAGCACCGAGCGCGAUUCGGUCGGGCACACCAUUAAACGGAUCCGUAGUGGGAAGCGGUGCCGCAACGCCGACGUACGCUGCCUCGACUUCCGGUCAAUUCGAGGGCGCCCUCCUGAAGAAUCGUAACCUUGGACAAGAUAUUCUGCCGAGUCCAGGGCAGCCUAAACGUACAGAAAGCCUCUACGUCGCUCCCGGACGCGGUUCGACCGCAUCCGGUGGCGGAGGCGGUGGCGGAGGUGGCAUGUCGAAGGUGAGUCUUCUUUCUUUCGUACUUACCAUCCACCACAUAGAUAUUACAUUCGCAUAUUCUUAUGUCUCUUUACUUGUCACGCGACAUCGAUGUCCUUGCACUUGCGUCACGAGACCUCGAAAAGGAGCUGCGAGCUUUUUGGAUCUGAACUUCACACGCUAA
Messenger RNA from Bombus huntii, 3744 nucleotides. Its product is annotated as junctophilin-1-like. The record is from RefSeq and is a predicted model, not a curated record. NCBI's taxonomy places the organism in Eukaryota, Metazoa, Arthropoda, Insecta, Hymenoptera, Apidae. The transcript is spliced from 8 exons. Gene Ontology annotation, cellular component: endoplasmic reticulum membrane; plasma membrane; junctional membrane complex.